This is a messenger RNA of Bactrocera tryoni, 1368 nucleotides long. RefSeq lists its product as uncharacterized. The transcript is spliced from 3 exons. The coding region runs from base 469 to 1020 and encodes 183 amino acids. NCBI's taxonomy places the organism in Eukaryota, Metazoa, Arthropoda, Insecta, Diptera, Tephritidae. The record is from RefSeq and is a predicted model, not a curated record.
UGCAUAAGCUGCCGUAUGUACUGUCAAAAAAUGAACGAAAAGCCUGUCAAAUGCAUAACGAACGCAGAGCAAACAUUUGAAUGACUAUAAUGUGCUUACAUGCAGAAGAAGAAAGUGUCAAUAAGCAAUUUGUGUUUUGGUUUUGUUUCGUUUGAAUUUUGCAAAAAUGAACAGAAAGUUAAAAUAUUUAAAAACAAUAAAAAUCCUUACGUCUGUUUUAGACGGAAUACGCAUAUUGACAGAAAUUAGUGAAAUUACAAAAAAAAGAGUUCGGUCGUGUUCAGUGAGGGAAAUAAACAGAAAGAGGAAGAAGGAUGGUUUCUUUGUACGAUUCCUGGAAAUGAAGAGGAUUGACCACGAUGAUUUUUUUAUAUACACUCGAAUGACGCCACAAGUAUAUGGGCUUUUGCUUACUCUUGUUGAGCCCUUUUUAAAAAAGAAUUCGUUGAGGGAGUCUGUGCAACCGGAAUGCCGAUUAGCUUUGACAUUACAAUAUUUGUCACAAGGAACUUCGUUUCAAUCAUUGGCAUGGUCAUUUCAACUGAAGUCCUUUGGACGAAGUUAGGCGCUGUUUAUGUAUCUGAGCUUAAUGAAGAAGAUUUCAAGCAAAUUUCUCAAGACUUCUUUCGAUGCCCACCUAAAAGCGGUAGUCAAUUUUUCUGCUACAAAAAAUUUGUUUCUAUUGUGUUGUUAGCAGUGUGUGAUGCCCGAUAUUGGUUUACCUAUAUAGAUAUUGGUGCAUAUGGAAGUCAGAGUGAUGGUGGUAUUUUUCAAGUGAGUCGAUUGGGAAAGAGGUUGCUAGAUCACAUACUUCCCAUCUCUCCAGCGAAAAACUUACCAAAUACGCAACUACAAACUCCACACUUCUUCGUUGGUGAUGCUGCCUUUCCUUUAGGGAUAAAUUUAAUGCGCCCAUACCCUGGGGGAAUGCUACCAAAUGAAAAAGAGAUUAUUAAUAAAAGAUUAUCAAGAGCUCGUCGCACAAUUGAAAACUCUUUUGGAAUACUAGUAGCGCGUUAGCGAGUUUUACUAACAACAUUGCAUUUAUUUCCGGAAAAUGCAGAAAAAAUUGUUUUAGCGUGCGUUGCCUUACAUAAUUUUAUUAUGUUUAAUAACGUGAAUGCAUCUUCGUAUAUUGCAAGCAACUAUGCUGAUUGGGAGGACUCUAAUGGUGAUUUUCAUGACGGAUUAUGGUGUAGAGAAGUUGAAAGUAAUAUCUCAUCGAUUAUGCAAUCUUCCAAUUUGCAUCAUUACGAUGGAAGAAGUUCUUUGGAAAUUAGAAAUAACUUAUGCAGUUUUUUUAACACUUUUUAAAACAUAUUCUAAAAUCACAUAUCUAACAUCAUUUCGAACUUGUUUAUUUCUUUU